Molecule: messenger RNA, 1359 nt
Organism: Chironomus riparius
Lineage: Eukaryota; Metazoa; Arthropoda; Insecta; Diptera; Chironomidae
Source: the annotation of a GenBank genome assembly
AAACAUCAAAGUGUAACAAAAUCAUAUAGUCGCAAAAAGAUUUAUAAGGGAAUUUAAACUGAUUUUAUUAAGUAAUUAGUACUGUGAUUUAUUUAAUUAAACUUAAUUCCAUUUUACAUGGCUGAAGAUCAAAAGAUUCAAACAUAUUCUGUAACUAAUAGUUGGUGGCGAAGUGAUUUACUUCGUUGGUCUAGUUAUAAUUGCGAGAUGCUGAGGCAAGCGGAGAAGGCAAUAAUGAAAUUCAUAAAGCGUCCCUAUCGUGGAUUUUUUGUAGAUAUAGGGAGCGUUGUUGGUGAAAGUGACAAAAUAUGGACAGUAGCUUUAAACGAAUCCAGUGACAAAACUCCUCUUGUGAUGCUUCAUGGACUUGGGGCUGGAACAGGAUUAUGGGUAAUGAAUUAUGAUACAAUUUCAAAAAAUCGUCCCGUCUAUGCGAUUGAUCUCCUUGGUUUUGCAAGAAGUUCUCGUCCAACUUUUGACAAAGAUCCUCAAAUCAUUGAAAUGCAGUUUGUUAAAUCUAUUGAAGAAUGGAGGAAGGAAGUGAAUAUAGAUAAAAUGAUUCUUGCUGGACAUUCUUUUGGAGGAUUUUUGGCUUCAGCAUAUGCUCUAAAACAUCCAAAUAGAAUUCAUCAUUUAAUCUUAGCUGACUCCUGGGGUUAUCCUCCCCAACCAGAAAAUGUCAAUCAAAAGUACAACAUCCCAUUUUGGGUAAAAGGAAUAGCAUAUUUGAUUCAACCAUUAAAUCCACUUUGGGCUGUUAGAGCUGCUGGACCUUUUGGACAUUGGGUUGUUGAAAAGACAAGACCAGAUAUCAUGAAAAAAUUUAACUCAAUUGUCAAAGAUGAAAAGGCUAUUUCUCAAUAUAUUUAUCAGUGCAAUGCCCAAAGUCCUUCCGGGGAAUCAGCAUUUCAUUCCUUAAUGAGUGGAUUUGGAUGGGCAAAAAAUCCAAUGAUGAAUAGAAUUCACGAGAUGGACGAAAGUAUCCCAAUAACUCUAAUUUACGGCUCUAAAAGUUGGGUUGAUAAUGCUUCCGGUGAUAUUAUUAAGAAAACUAGACCAAAUAGCUAUGUUAAGAGUUAUAUUAUCAACCAAGCUGGGCACCACGUUUAUGCCGAUAGACCUGAAGAAUUUAAUUCAAUCAUUGUUGAAACAUGUGACUUAAGUGACAACGACAUUACUACUAAGGAUAAAGAGAGUAAAAACGACGAUUUAUCAGAAGAAUGAUAUUUACUUGCUUAGGUGUAAAUAGCUUAAUUAUAUAUAUAUAAUCAAAAAGAUCGCUUUAAAUGAAAGGCAUAUCUAUAUUUUUAAUUUUUAAGAAUAAAUAAACAAAGCCUUGAAACAUUACUUUAAUAAGCA